AUCGCACGCGCGCUCUCCCACCCACCUCCGUGCAGCGUUCAGAGAAAGCCGAGAGAGAGAGAGCGCGCAGACUGAGAGCGUCGAGAGAAGACGAGAGACGGCACGAGAGAGAGAGACACGACACACAGAGAGACACGACACACAGAGAGACACGACAGAGACACGAUAGACGAGACAGCACGAGAGAGAAAAAACACGACAGAGACGACAGGGUCAGGACGGAGAGACGCUGAGAUCACGGAGGUGGUAGGGGGGGUGACGAACGCAGGCGACAGGCGAGACGCGGAAUAGACCCUGCAGAGACGCAGUCGUAAACACGCGCAGGCGACACAGAGACACGGGAGACAAAGACGCAGAGACGCAGUGACGCACACCCAGAGAGAGAGACACGGGCAGAUCGCAGGGACAAGGCGACACAGAGACGCAGAGACACAGAGACGCAGAGACACAGAGACGCAGAGACACAGAUACACCGAGACACAGAUACACAGAGACACAGAUACACAGAGACACAGAUACACAGAGACACAGAGACACAGAGACACAAAGACGCAGUGACGCACACACCCCGAUACACAGAGACACAGAGACACAGAUACACAGAGACACAGAGACACAGAGACACAAAGACGCAGUGACGCACACACCCCGAUACACAGAGACACAGAGACACAGAGACACAAAGACGCAGUGACGCACACACCCCGAUACACAGAUACACAGAGACACAGAUACACAAAGACACAGAGACGCAGUGACGCACAGAGAGAGAGAGACACGGGCAGACCGCAGGGACAAGGCGACACAGAGACACAGAGACGCAGAUACACAGAGACGCAGAGACGGACCAUUGAAGAGCCGCACACACAGACGGCGUUGACGUGCGUACACGCGUGGAGACGAGAAGAGACGGGGUUAGACCCGUAGACUCACCCAGCAGAGACCCAUAGACUCACACAGAGACCCAUAGACUCACCCAGCAGAGACCCAUAGACUCACACAGAGACCCAUAGACUCACACAGCAGAGACGCAUACACUCACAGAGACCCAUACACUCACACAGACCCAUAUACUCACACAGAGACCCAUAGACUCACACAGCAGAGACGCAUACACUCACAGAGACCCAUACACUCACACAGACCCAUAGACUCACACAGAGACCCAUACACUCACACAGAGUCGCAUCGACUCACAUAGAGACCCAUAGACUCACACAGAGACCCAUAGACUCACACAGAGACCCAUAGACUCGCAUAGAGACCUAUACACUCAAAUCUAGAUCCAUAGACUCAUACAGAGACCCAUAGACUCACACAGAGACCCAUAGACUCAUACAGAGACCCAUAGACUCACACAGACCCAUCGACUCACAUAGAGACCCAUCGACUCACAUAGAGACCCAUAGACUCACACAGAGACCCAUCGACUCACAUAGAGACCCAUCGACUCACAUAGAGACGCAUAGACUCACAGAGACCCAUAGACUCACACAGACCCAUAGACUCACAGAGACCCAUCGACUCACAUAGAUACCCACAGACUCACACAGAGGAUCCAUAGUCAAGGGCACGCGGACCAGGGAAGCCAUCCCAGAUUGGUCUCCAUCUCUGUUUAGAAAUGGGAUCAAAUCCUCCUCCUCCUCCUCGUCAUCGUCGUCGUCGUCCUCACCCUGGGGUCUCCCUCGUGAUCCUUGUCGUCGUCUGCGCGGCGUUUCUCGGAGGCGGCGUUGAGGGCCGAGCGGUGGUGCGGGUCACGUCCCAGGCCCUCACGGCGGCCGUCGGCUCCUCGGUGCUGCUCAACGUCUCCUUCUCGCUGCAGCGGCCCAGCGGGGUGGGCCCCCCCCCCGGGUCAGGCGACCCCCACGCCGAGGUGGACGUCGAGUGGGUGUUCCGCAGCGGCGGCGGCGGGGAAGUGCGCGUGGCGCAACGCAAGCAGGGCAUCACCAACCUGCGCACGUACGACGGCCGCGCGCAGCUUUACCCGCUGAACGGCAGCCUGGUGCUCAACUCGCUCACCAAGAAGGACGGCGGCAUCUACACGGUGCACGUGACCGACACGGCAGACGGCGGCAAGGACCGCAAGCAGAUCCAAGUCACCGUGCUCAACCCCGUGUGGGGGGUCUCGCUCUCCCCGUCGCCUAACCCGGCGUCGAGCGGGACCUGGGCGGAGGGCCAGAACGUGAGCCUCUCCUGCUCGGUGUCGUCGGGCGACGAGGUGUCGCUGGCGUGGAGCCGCGGCGGGGAGCCCGCGCUGCUGCCGCGGCGCCACCUGCGCUUCGCCGACAACAACGCCACGCUCGCCAUCGACGGCCUGCGGGCCGACGACGCCGCCACCUACUCGUGCGUCGCCUCCAACCGCGUGAGCCGCCAGGAGGCGCCGUUUGUAGUCACGGUUGAGGGAAACGGCGCCGCGAGGCUGGGACGCGGAACGCCGUGGAGCGCUGGCGUCAUCCCCCUCUUCAUCCUCAGCUGUCUGCUGAUCGUUGCCUAAGUGGCAGCCCAACACCCAUCAGCACCAUCAGCACCAUCAGCAGCAUCAGCACCCUCGGAGCAGGAAUAAGAAGAAGAGGAGCGAGCGAACGAGUGGAGGAGGAGGAUGAAGAUGAGGAGGGACGAGGAAGAAGAUCCCAACAUAUUUAAAAGAAGAAGAACACGUUAUUCAAUCCACGUGCGCCACAGCCUCCUCAUCCUCCCUCCCCCUCCCUCCCUCCCUCCUCCCUCCUCCUCCUCCUCCUCGCCCUUCACUCGGCAUCCUUCAGCUGUCGAUGUCCGUGAUUGACCGUCGUCGCUUUCUCGCCGCGCUGUUUCGUCUCCGUACGCGAUGCUGCCGCGUCGUUUUCGUCUCCCCGCUCCUUUCUUUCGCGAACGUCGCGCAAUUUUUUUUUCUGGUCUCACGCGGUCGUUUCACUUCUCCCUCACCUUGCCCUCCCUUCCUUCCUCCCUCCCCCCUCUCCCUCUCUCUCAACGAUUUGCCACAACUGUGAGCCGCGUGUUAUCAUCCCUGACACGAGCGCGUGGCUGAGCCCCGAUUGGAAUCGCGGUGGAGGCCCUGGGGCGCGGUAGCUUGAGUCGAGAGCAUACCACGCGCCACGUGUUGUGUUGUGCGUUGUGCGCGUCCGACUUCUCGCGCGCCGCACGUAGCCAACCGCGCCGAAUCACUGAAACUAAAACGCCGCUAUUGCACGGUUAACCCCGGGGUGACCCCCCCCCACACACAUUUAGGAGCCUUUGCGAACGCAAAUGUAGACGUCUAGGAAGAGCUUCGUGUAUCGGUCAGGGCGCAAGGCUGGCGCGCUGCGAUCCGGACUCGGUAGGCGACGGAGCGAGCCACCCCCCCGCGUAGCUAACAGGGGGGUAACGGCGGCCCCGCUUGGUUUGUGCACGAACCGUCGGCCGCACGAACGCGCAGUGCGUACAUGUCAAGCGGCGCGAGCAACAACAACAAACAACAACAACAAACUCUCCGACGUUCAGAUGUGCCGUGGGGAGCAGAGCGAGCCUCAAUGCGCUGGAUAAAUCUGUUUGCAGGACCCAACAGGCCAAAAAGGGGCAUCGCUUGGUCCGCGUGCGCCCUGGUUCUGACGGACAGCGCGCGCGAACAACGCCAAGCGGUUUGUGGAGGGGAUGGAGCAGAGGUCGCAACCAGGUACCCGAUACCUGUACCCUACCCGAUACCCGGCUACCCGUACCCAGUCGGGUACGGGUAGUCGUUUGUGACCCUGGUGCGGUCGGGUACGGGUACGGGUAGGCCGUGAGUCACUGGUGAGUAGCCGUUUGUCACUCAUUUCGGGUAGGGUACGGAUAGGGAACGGGUCGCCGUUUGUGACCCUGGUGCGGUCGGGUACGGGUAAGGAAUCAAAACCCGUUUGCGACCUCUGGGGAGGAGGCGCCGCUCAUCCGCCUCGUGAUAUUCUGCCCCAAGCGGCGACUCCGUCUGCGCUGCGUUGCGUUGCCCUCCAGGGUCGCGACGGCGUCGCUUUGUCAGGGCGUUGACUCCGACAGUCACGUGGCCGAAAUGUUCAACACGACGAAAUCGCACGUGGCCGAAAUUAUCUUCGAAACGUCACGAUUUUAAAAUAGAAAUUUAUUUUAAUUUUAAUAUUUUUAUUUUUAAAACCCCCCACUUGAAGAGCUCAAGUUGAAAUCACCAACGGUGGUGUUUGGCUCCUCCCGUGGUGAUUUCAAGGUGGUGUUUGACUCCAAGGUGGUGUUUGACUCCAAGGUGGUGUUUGGCUCCAUCCUUGGUGAUUUCAACUUGAGCUCAGAGCUGGUGUUUUGCACCAACCUUCAAAUCAUCGCGGUGGAACCAAACACCAGCUUGGUGAUUUGAAAAGAGCUCAAAUUCAAAUCGCCAUGGCGUGGUGUUUGGCACUUGGUGGAAGAUUCGAGGAGGUAGGAACUGAACAGACAGAGAGAGCCCCCCCCCCCCCCCACUUCAACCCAAACCAUCCCUGCGCAAACGUGGCCUGAGCGGAGGCGACUCCCGUGCCGCGUUCGAUCGACCCAACGGACCUGCGGGCGACGAGAAAUAUCCGAACCGGUCCCGGGCCUCCCCCUCGAAGGAACGACCCGGAGCCCUCGAUGAGCAAGCUGGUGCGGCCGCACGGCGUGGUGCCGACCACCCCCCCCCCCCCCCACACAACCGGUGCCGGAUUAAACUCGUGCGGGGCCUGUAGGAUUAUGUUAUAAAGGGGCCCUGAAUAAAAUUUAAAAAGCACGCGAAUAUUAAAACGCAAACAUUGUUAACCUGCGUAGUAAAGUCAUUGUAUUGUUUUUUAUUUGCUACGCAGCCAGAUAAUACGACAAAUCGCUCACCUUAAACGCCCAGUCGUUCAUUAAAAUUGAAGGCGGUAUAGUACUAUAGUGAUAGAGCAAGUGCAAAUUCACUGAACCGGAAUUGAUAGCUUGAAAGCAUUUAGCGCGGGGCCCUUGAAAGUGCGGGGCCCGUAGCUACUACACGUGUAGUAACUACCACGUGUAGCUACUACAUGUAUGUAGCUACUACAUGUGUAGUAGCUAGUAGUAGCUACUACAUAUGUAGCUAGCACAUGUGUAGCUGCUACACAUGUAGCUACUACACGUGUAGUAACUACCACAUGUGUAGCUACUACAUGUGUAGUUACUACACGUGUAGCUACUACACAGGUAGCUACUACACGUGUAGCUACUACAUGUGUGGUAGCUACUACACGUGUAGCUACUACACAAGAAGCUACUACACAUGUAGCUACUACACAUGUGUAGCUACUACACACGUGUAGUAGCUACUUGUGCUACGAGUGUAAUCCGGCACUGCCCACAACGCCGUCGUGCGCCGUGACAGCACUCGCCCCAACAGCCCCACGUGGGCUCCAGGCAGGAGUGGGGGGCGACCCCCAUGGCGUAAGGAGAAGGGGGGGGGGCCCGGAUCUCGGAGGUAGCCGCCGCCUUUAUUUAUUUAUUUAUCAACCCCCCAACCCCGGCCAGCGCUCCGUCGUCGUCGUUCGGGCACGGCGAUGUCCGACGUUUCGCUGCCGCGUUCCUGGGAGAUUCUUCCCGGAGCCGAAUCGUUGGCGGGCAAAGAGGUGGGCCAGGUCUGCGGCCUCCGGCUGUUGGACCACUUCACCGUCGAGUCCGGCUCUGGUAGUGGACACGGGGAGACGCGGACUCGACACUUUUGACGGGAGCCACGUGCUCGAAGGCCACGUGAUAGCACAGGACGCGCAUUGAACACAUUUUCCGACUUGACCGACAAUUAUCGGAACGUUUUCAACGGGACAAUAGACUCACACAGAACCCACACACACACACUCACGCUUACACAGAGAUCCGUAGACAUACAUAGAAAACAUUUCGUAAUGCAUGACCCACAGACUUACAUAGGUACUAUAGAAUAACAUUGUGCCCAUAUUCUUACAGGGGACCCCAUAGACAUACAUAGAGAGUAUGGAAUAGCAUUGUAUCCAUGGACUUACAGAGACCCAUAGACACACAAAAAUACUAUACAAUAGCAUUGUACCCGUACAUUAAUAUACACUAAUCGACAUACAAUUGGGGUGAGGUGGGUGGUGGGGGGGAGUCAAUCGACGGAUUGAGACCCAAAGCGACGAUUGGCCGAUCACGCGCCCCCCCCCCCCCCCCAGUCGUACAGACAGGACCGCAGAACGUGGGCAAUUGUUGGGUAGCGUCCGGCUCCUCGUUGCGUGGCUGCUGAUGCUGAUGCCGCCUUCUCGCUCCGCGGAGUUGUCCACCGUCUCUCUCUCUCUCUCCGCACAGCGCUAACACAAUUUAACUUUCGAUUUAAAGCUUUCGUGACUGCAGGGAUUCAUCUUCUUGGUUCUUUCGGUAAAGUCACGGAGAAGGGAAGUAAUAAAAUAAUAAAAAGAAUUGUUUUAUUAUGUUUUAUUUUUAUUAUUUUAUUACUUCCCUUCUACGUGACUUUACCGAAAGAACCAAGAAGACAAUUUAACUUAUUCUACACCGUUAUUUUGUAUCAUUGUAAUACCCGCGGGGUUUCCCGUGCAAAGGGCGGGUCACGGCGGUCCGUAUUCAGACCGACCACACACUCACCAAAGCAAACAUCACUGCUUCUCGUCUUAUUUAAUUUUGCAACGCAACGCAAAAUUACCAAUCAGCAAAACAAGCAGAGAGAGAGAGCGGUCAAACUUACUGGGAACCCACAUCACAGGGGCCCCCCCCCACCAUGCAC
Lethenteron reissneri (Far Eastern brook lamprey) is the source of this 6691-nucleotide messenger RNA. RefSeq names its product HEPACAM family member 2-like. NCBI's taxonomy places the organism in Eukaryota, Metazoa, Chordata, Hyperoartia, Petromyzontiformes, Petromyzontidae. Gene Ontology annotation, cellular component: membrane. The record is from RefSeq and is a predicted model, not a curated record.